AUGAGCAACAAUCAGAAGGAGGUGAAGAAGAUCCAGAGUGUGUAUCUGCAGAAUGUGGAGCGCCUGAACCAGAGCAAGAAACCAGAGAAGAAGCAGUGGACGCCCAGGGACGCAGAUCUGGUGCAGACGGCCAUGGAGAAGCUCAGGCACAAGAGCUCGGCUCAUCGCAUCAGCAGAGACCUGACCUGCUCCAUCUGCCUGGACCUGUUCAAGCAGCCGGUGUCUCUGCCCUGUGACCACACCUUCUGCCAGAGCUGCAUCCAGGGCUACUGGACGGGCCCCCGGGGGCCAGCCCAGGGCUCCUGCCCCCAGUGCAGGAAGGUGUAUCCAGGCCAGAGCUACAGACCCAACCGCAUCGUGGCCAACAUCGUGGAGAGCUACUGCCACGGCUUGGAGGAAGGGGACCAGGGGCCCCUGCUGGAGCUGAAGGCCCCUGAGCAGCCGGUGCCUCGCUGCCUCAGACACAGAGAGGAGCUGAAGCUUUACUGCGAGGAGGACCAGGAGCUCGUGUGUCUGGUCUGUGGUCUGUCCCAGGAGCACCGCGCACACACUCUGGUCUGUGUGCAGGAGGCGCAGCACAAGUACAGAGCCUCCCUGAACAGUUCCAUGGAUUCUCUGAAGGCAGAACUAAACAUCGCUCUGCAGUGCGACCGCGAGGCCGAGGAGGAGGUCCGGAAACUCAAGGAGCACACGGCGGACCUGAAGCAGCGGAUCGAGGCCCAGUUCAGUGACCUGCACCAGUUCUUGUACCAGGAGGAGAAGCUGCUGCAGGUGAAGCUGAAGACGGAGGAGCGCAGGGAGCUGAUCCGAUUGGACGAACACAAAGCUCUGCUUUGUGUGGAGAUCUCCCGCCUCCAGGGGGCAGUGCAGGAGACCGAGGACAAGCUGAAUGAGAAGGACCCAUUCACACUGCUCAGGGGCAUCAAGGCACUGCUGCAGAGGCCGCUGUUGAAGUUUGAAAAGCCAGUGUUCACUCCUCCCUCUCUGUGCGAGGGCAGGUUUGCUGGUCCUCUUCAGUACCGAGUCUGGAAGUCCAUGAAGGGGAGCCUCUACCCAGUACCGGCUGCCAUCACCUUUAACUCCAGCACAGCGAACCCGUGGCUGAGUCUGUCCUCGUCUCUGACCUGUGUGAGGUACCAGACCUUCAAUCACGCCGUGGAGGACAAUCCCGAACGCUUCAACGCUGCGCUCUCCCUGCUCGCCAGCCAGGGCUUCACCCACGGACGGCACUACUGGGAGGUGGAGGUCUACAGCAGCACCGUCUGGACCGUGGGCGUGGCCAAGGAGUCUGUCCCCAGGAAAGGUGUGAUCAAAGCCCUGCCCCCCAACGGCUUCUGGACCCUGUCUCUGUCCUACGGGGUCCAGUACAUGGCUGGGACUUCCCCCCCCACGGUGCUGUCCCUGGAGGAGUCUCUGGACCGGAUCGGGGUCUACCUGGACUACAAGAGGGGCCUGGUGUCCUUCUACAACGCCAAGAGCAUGACGCACCUGUACACGUUCAGAGAGAACUUCACCCAGACCCUGUACCCCUACUUCAACCUGGGCUUUCUGGAUAAAGUCCACGAGAACGAACCCCUCAAAGUCUUCCUCCCCAAAAUAUAA
Knipowitschia caucasica is the source of this 1602-nucleotide messenger RNA. Lineage: Eukaryota; Metazoa; Chordata; Actinopteri; Gobiiformes; Gobiidae. The record is from the annotation of a GenBank genome assembly.